Messenger RNA from Cryptomeria japonica (Japanese cedar), 1079 nucleotides. RefSeq names its product cinnamoyl-CoA reductase 1-like. The record is from RefSeq and is a predicted model, not a curated record. Gene Ontology annotation, molecular function: oxidoreductase activity, acting on the CH-OH group of donors, NAD or NADP as acceptor. The transcript has 6 exons. The coding region runs from base 46 to 990 and encodes 314 amino acids. NCBI's taxonomy places the organism in Eukaryota, Viridiplantae, Streptophyta, Pinopsida, Cupressales, Cupressaceae.
UAUCAACAGGAAAUAGGAAGGAAAUCGGAUUUGAGUAGAUAAAAGAUGGAAAGUGUGUGUGUGACAGGAGCAGGAGGAUUCAUUGCCUCCUGGCUUGUCAAGAUGCUUUUGAGCAGAGGAUACACUGUAAAAGGAACAGUCCGCAAUCCUGACGAUGGAAAAUAUGGGCAUCUGAAAGAGUUGGAAGGGGCGGAAGAGAGACUUGAGCUUGUAAAGGCUGAUCUUCUAGACUAUGACAGUUUGAUAAGGGCUAUCAGAGGGUGUAAAGGAGUCUUUCACACGGCUUGUCCUAUUACUGAAGAUCCGGCACUAGUUGUGGAGGCCGCUGUGAAGGGCACUGUAAAUGUAUUGAAGGUCUGCAACAAAGAGGGAGUGAAGCGUGUAAUACUUACGUCCAGUAUCGGUGCCAUUUACCUCGAUCCCAACAGGAAUCCACAAGCCAUAGUCGAUGAAGACUUCUGGAGCGACCUUGAUUACUGCAUUCAAACCAAGAAUUGGUAUUGCUAUGCAAAGACAGUAGCAGAGAAAGCAGCAUGUAUGUAUGCAGAGGAGGUGGGUAUGGAUUUGAUAAAGAUUAAUCCCACUAUAGUGUUGGGUCCUCUGCUCCAAAGCACUUUGAAUGCGAGCAAUGGUCAUAUUUUAAAAUAUUUAACUGGGUCUGCGAAGACAUAUGUUAAUGCAACUCAGGUUUACGUUGAUGUGAGAGAUGUAGCGAGAGCGCAUAUACUGCUCUACGAAACUCCCUCUGCCUCUGGUCGAUAUCUGUGUGGAGAAAGAAGUCUGCACAGAGGAGAGCUUGUGGAUAUGCUAGCACAAAUGUUCCCACAAUACCCACUUCCUACCAGGUGUUCAGACCAGGAAAAUCCAAGGAAAGUGGCGUACAAAUUCAACAAUCAGAAGCUGAGGGAAUUGGGUCUCUCAUUUACGCCCAUAAAGGACUGUUUGACUGAUACGGUGGCCAGCCUAAGGGACAAGGGAUUUCUUCCUUAGCAAGCCUCCUCAUGGAAGGAAAUCAAAGGAUAUAUAUGUAAAUGGAUGAUAGCAUAUAUUUAUAUUUAUUUCUAAUUCACUGGAUAAGU